UGAGUUUUUAUAUUGAAAAAAAAUUAAUUGUUCAUUUGACUUCCCUAAAAUUGCCAUUAUCCUCAUACGUGUCAGUGACUCUACUCUAUCCGUAAACAAUUUUACAUUCCUUCGAAGUUUGAAGGAGAAUCAACAAUGAUUUUUGGCAUAACAAAAACAAUAAACGACAUUCUAUAUGAAAUAACUGGAAAAAUCGAUAAUAAAACAAAAAUAAUAAGAAUUAAUACUGACGAUACGUGGACUAAUGGUGAUUUGUGGUUUCCCUCUAACCUUCUAGCCUGGAGGGGUUUGAUCAUACCAGAUAAUGACAACAAACCGAAAGACAUCUUGGAGUUGUACACAAAACGAAAAAAAAUAGAUAUUUCUGGUUUAUCCAAUGAGAGCAUCACACAAAAGGCGAUUGGUGCGUUGAUAGCAGCCAGUACAGACUGGGAAUUCAAAUUAGAGAGGGGAUGUCUCGACCGAGGACGAGUCUGCCUCUUUCUAAAUCGUCCUCUAGCCAUCGGGAAAAUAAUCAGAGACACAAUAAAACACCCAAUUCGAUUGAUCCAGGAGAAUAAGACAAUUUUUUUUUGUAUCAAUGCUGAUCCGACGUCAAGGCUUACAACUUUUCGACUUGAAAAAUUAAAAAGUGUCAUUGAAAAUAUCUUUAAACUUCAGGGGUACGAAAUAACAGACACUUCUUUAGAGAAAUAUUUGCUGACAACCAAAUCACAAGGUCCAAUUGAUGAUGGCUACAGAAAAUAUGUCUGUGGGGUGGUGAAAAACCCCAAGACGAAUGCUAAAGAAGUAUUGGAAACAAAAGACUCGUAUAUGCAGAGAAAAAUGAAAAUUCUCGAGGAGCUGAACGAGGGGAGGGAAUCAGAAGCGUUAAAUCACAAUGAAGUGAAGCUCCGAAGGGUUGCCGAGGCUAUCUUGACUUUUGAAAUGCUGGGGGUCAGACCCAGUCGCGCCAGUUUCAUCGAAAUCUCACGCAACCCUGAGCAAUCAAUUGCCAGCUCAAAGGGAGGAUCUUUCGUACUGUAUAAUGUGGCGAGAAUUGAAGCGAUUUUCCAGAAAUUCGAAAAGCAGUACAGAAUUGAGAAGUGGGAAGGAAUGGAGGAUGUUGAUCGAGUUGAUUUCGGGCAACUUUUGUCGCAAGAAGAGUGGGAACUCGCCUACAAUUUUGUCCUAGCCUAUCCACAAGUAUUGAGGAAUUCUGUGCUACACGGAGACGGUCUGGAGCUGUGUCCCCAGCUCCUCUGCACAUUUUUAUCUCAUUUCAGCCAGAAAUUCAGCAUUUAUUACCGUCGCACCCGAAUAUUAACGGAGGACCGGGAGCACCUGAUUCCAAUCAUGACAGCCCGAUUGUGGCUUCUAAAAGCCAUUCUAAUUGUUCUUCGUCAUGCUCUGGAGGUACUAGAUAUCACUCCAAUACGUCAAAUGUAAAUAAUAAAAAAAUAAAAAUAAAAAAAACUCACC
Messenger RNA from Diachasmimorpha longicaudata, 1461 nucleotides. Its product is annotated as DALR anticodon-binding domain-containing protein 3-like. Bases 136 to 1428 code for a protein of 430 amino acids. Lineage: Eukaryota; Metazoa; Arthropoda; Insecta; Hymenoptera; Braconidae. The transcript has 4 exons. Gene Ontology annotation, molecular function: arginine-tRNA ligase activity; tRNA binding; ATP binding. The record is from RefSeq and is a predicted model, not a curated record. Gene Ontology annotation, biological process: arginyl-tRNA aminoacylation; tRNA C3-cytosine methylation.